Molecule: messenger RNA, 2379 nt
Organism: Daldinia childiae
Lineage: Eukaryota; Fungi; Ascomycota; Sordariomycetes; Xylariales; Hypoxylaceae
Exons: 3
Coding region: 1-2379 (792 amino acids)
Molecular function (GO): protein binding
Source: RefSeq, a predicted model, not a curated record
AUGUCUGCCGAAAUUCAAACGUCCGGUAUGGACGAAAAGCCAAGUGCUUCCAGCGGCAAGCUCUCGCCUUCAGCUUUUGACAAACUUCCCGAUGAGAUUAUAGAGCAAAUACUUCAAUUGACCGACCCUGACUCAUUCGCAUCUCUCGUCCUUCUUAAUUCAAAAUGGAGGCGUGUUUCCCAGCAAGCCCAUCUCUACGCACAUCACCUCCUUCGAUGCGAAUCCUACGGCGCCAGUCAUACCGUCGCACCUGUCGCAAAGUCGGAUGAUGAUAACUUACCUAAUCUCCGCCGCUUAUUCGCCCGAGAAGUCAAGAGAAACCUUUUUGAGGCUUACUUACGCCCUAAGACAACUACGAUAAGGCUGAUCUCGAACUGUAUCGGAUCGUCCUCUGCCCCUGGUGGCGAAGGAAUGCAAUUCAGUUCCUCUCCUAGGGGUCAUCAUCUACUCGCAUAUAAUUCGUCUCGAAUAUUUGUCCUAGAUGUUAGAGAACUCGAACUGGCCGUUAAGCGGGAGUUUAAAAUAUUACGCCGCCCAGCGGCCGCAUGCAUUUUGGAUGAUGGUAGUCUCUUAGCAGUAUUAUCUACUGACAUGCAGGUUGAUUUAUAUGACCUGGGAAAAGUUCCACCUCGCCGAACGCAGUCACUGAUCUUGGACCAUGCUCCUCGUGCGAUUGCCCUGUCUCCGUGUGGAAGUGUGCUAGCAGCUGCGUACGAAGGCGGCAUUGAAGUGUCUUCUAUAAGCCCCGGGGCUCUUCCAACAGAUCGAAGGGCAGUGAAAUGUGAUGGUGUCGAUUCUCUCGCUUUUUCGUUCGAUGGAACACAGCUUUUAGGCACGACAACAACAUCCUACACGCCUAAUACGGUCAUCUUGACAGCUCCGUAUUAUGAUCCCGGGAAUCAAAUGUCCGAAGAAAAUAACAUUAGUGCACUGUGGACUACUUCUAUUCUAUUUCCUAACACGAGCCGGGACUGUAGCCAUGCUGUCCUACUGCAAGAAUCAGGUUCUAUGGAGGCAACUUGGGCGUUUGCUUAUGACAGAAGUUUUGAGACUUUUCGCGCCGUGCGGAUUGAUGACCUUCGCAAUGGAACAACUUAUUUUACAGGGCCGGUCCCAAAUACUCCUUCGCCUGGACCCUUGUUGCCAUGUACCCUACCCGCUGCCAAUUACCAAGGAGACCUCGUCUCGGCUGGAUUCGAAGGGAAAGAUGUUUGGUUGUACGGUGUGCCCGAAGACCUAGAAGCAGUUCCGGAAGCCAACCAUGCGGCAUCCGAUCCAAAUGGACCCCCAUCAUUAAACCGUAUGAAUAGCGGAGUUUCGGCACGCUCAUCUACUCGAGUACAAGAAGUCAACGGUGGCCGAGUUCCGCAGUGGCAGAUUUUAUGCGACAAGUAUCGCAACACAUUCGUGUGCGGGCGCAAAAUUACACAAUUAUGUGGUGUUAGCCAUAUGAAAUGGGUAUCCGGGUUUGGCAAUAUGUCUUCACAAGAACGAUUGAUUAUUGCUGCUCGAGGUGUGAUGCCCCCUAAACUUGUAACUGAGGAAGACGGCAUCGAUUUCGUGGAUGGAGGUAGAAUUACAAUCCUUGAUUUCGACUACAGUUUGGUGGAUGGCGAAGAAAAGGAAAUUACAAUUGAGGUUGGCGCAAACGAACCGGAAGUACUAGAAGAGGAGCAUCGCGACAUCGAUACAGAAGUAGCUAUUGUUAGGCGGAGAACCGUGGCGCAGCGGAGAGGGAACCGGGCCAGUGUGAUGACUAUGGCAACGACUACGUCUCGUCAAGUUGAUGUAUUAUUACGUCCGUCGACUGCUCAUAAUGAUGAUUCGGAGGAUCCGCUAGUACCACGACCUAUGGCCACAGCACGUACUAAUCCCCACGCAGCUGCGAUUGAGGAAACAGAAGAUGUCUCUGUUGAGGAGGCCCAAGAAGCACUCGAUGCUCCUUAUGCUCAUGCCAAUCCACGAUCCGGAACAACGCUACGCCGCGCUGCAACUGCGGCAGCAGUGAAUCGUCGACGGAACCCGCAGCCUGUGGCUGGUCGAGUUGAGUAUCGACGAGCUGACGGAAGGGCUGAGCAUCCUCAUGAAAGUGAUGCUGAUAACUGGGUACCUCCACCACCACCAUAUACUAAGGAGGACCCUGGUGAUUUACCCGAUUUUAUGCGUCACUCCAUACACCACUCCGCCAUUCCCGGUGUUGGAAUCCUACCUGGUAGCAGGAGAGACUCUAUCCCCCCUGUUCCUCCACUUCCAUCUUCUAUCCCGCCGAUUCCGCCGAUCCCUUACCUCGCCUACAGACAACUCCUCUACGGGACAGGUCAUCCCACAUGUCUUGGCAUCCUCACGCUUCGCAGCAAAAGGUCGCAGAUGCCUCUAUAA